Molecule: messenger RNA, 759 nt
Organism: Colletotrichum orchidophilum
Lineage: Eukaryota; Fungi; Ascomycota; Sordariomycetes; Glomerellales; Glomerellaceae
Exons: 5
Coding region: 1-759 (252 amino acids)
Molecular function (GO): oxidoreductase activity, acting on the CH-OH group of donors, NAD or NADP as acceptor
Source: RefSeq, a predicted model, not a curated record
AUGACAGUUCUGACUUGGGUGAUAGUAGGUGCCUCUCGUGGCAUCGGCUUAGAGCUCGUUAAGCAAUUGCUCGACGGUGGUCACCACGUCUUAGCAGCAGUCCGCAACGUGUCCGCAGCCCCGAAACUCUUCGAAUUGAUCGACGCGCAGAACGCCAGAGAAAAAUGCGUUGUGCAACAAUGUGAUAUCACCAGCAAUGAAAGCAUCACCAACUUCGUUCACAAAGUUCAGGAAGCCGUGAACAACGGCAUGACAUUGGGAAACGUCAUCCUCAAUGCGGGUGUGUUGAAGUAUCCCAACCGGGCGACCGAGAUAACGUUCUCUGAUUUUGCUUUGCACUUGUACACCAACACCAUUGGGCCGAUCGUCUGCGCCCAAAAGCUCAUCAACCUUAGUCCUCACUCGCCGCCUCCCAAAGUUGUUUUCAUUUCAUCGGAUUCAGGAUCUACAACGCAGUUCAUGGACUUCGAGGACGGAUUUGGUGCCUACGCGGCAAGCAAGAGUGCUCUCAACCAAAUGUUGAGGCAUAUGGCAGCGGAGCUGGGACGAUCCGAAGAAAAGAAGCGGGAAACUGUGAUAUUAGCACUCCAUCCUGGAGAGGUUGAAACUGACAUGGCCGACAUUGAGUUGGGCUGGGAGGUCAAGGGAUCAAUUAGCGCUCAGGAAAGUGUCUCUGGAUUACUGAAAGUCAUUUCGGAGAAGGGUGAAGCCGGCGUUGGUACCUUCUGGUGCUGGGAUGGAAGGAGCCAUCCGUGGUAG